GUCUUUAAUAUCGUCCGACCACGUGUGUGGUGAUCGAUCAUCACAAGAAUCGGAUGUAUUUGGGCAAUCUCACGCGAGGAGAAGGCUAUAAAUGACGCUGCUCCGUUUUCACCCAUCGUCGGAAGCAUUGCCGGUUCCCUGUCCUCCUCAUCCGCUCAAGAUGCAGAUCUUCGUUAAAACUCUCACCGGCAAGACCAUCACCCUCGAGGUGGAGAGUUCUGACACCAUCGACAAUGUCAAGGCCAAGAUUCAGGAUAAGGAGGGCAUUCCCCCGGACCAGCAGAGGCUCAUCUUUGCCGGCAAGCAGCUCGAGGAUGGCCGGACCUUGGCUGAUUACAACAUCCAGAAGGAGUCCACCCUCCACCUUGUCCUCCGCCUCCGUGGUGGCAUGCAAAUCUUCGUCAAGACUUUGACCGGGAAGACCAUCACCCUCGAGGUGGAGAGCUCGGACACCAUCGACAAUGUCAAGGCCAAGAUUCAGGAUAAGGAGGGCAUUCCCCCGGACCAGCAGAGGCUCAUCUUUGCCGGCAAGCAGCUCGAGGAUGGCCGGACCUUGGCUGAUUACAACAUCCAGAAGGAGUCCACCCUCCACCUUGUCCUCCGCCUCCGUGGUGGCAUGCAAAUCUUCGUCAAGACUUUGACCGGGAAGACCAUCACCCUCGAGGUGGAGAGCUCGGACACCAUCGACAAUGUCAAGGCCAAGAUUCAGGAUAAGGAGGGCAUUCCCCCGGACCAGCAGAGGCUCAUCUUUGCCGGCAAGCAGCUCGAGGAUGGCCGGACCUUGGCUGAUUACAACAUCCAGAAGGAGUCCACCCUCCACCUUGUCCUCCGCCUCCGUGGUGGCAUGCAAAUCUUCGUCAAGACUUUGACCGGGAAGACCAUCACCCUCGAGGUGGAGAGCUCGGACACCAUCGACAAUGUCAAGGCCAAGAUUCAGGAUAAGGAGGGCAUUCCCCCGGACCAGCAGAGGCUCAUCUUUGCCGGCAAGCAGCUCGAGGAUGGCCGGACCUUGGCUGAUUACAACAUCCAGAAGGAGUCCACCCUCCACCUUGUCCUCCGCCUCCGUGGUGGCAUGCAAAUCUUCGUCAAGACUUUGACCGGGAAGACCAUCACCCUCGAGGUGGAGAGCUCGGACACCAUCGACAAUGUCAAGGCCAAGAUUCAGGAUAAGGAGGGCAUUCCCCCGGACCAGCAGAGGCUCAUCUUUGCCGGCAAGCAGCUCGAGGAUGGCCGGACCUUGGCUGAUUACAACAUCCAGAAGGAGUCCACCCUCCACCUUGUCCUCCGCCUCCGUGGUGGCAUGCAAAUCUUCGUCAAGACUUUGACCGGGAAGACCAUCACCCUCGAGGUGGAGAGCUCGGACACCAUCGACAAUGUCAAGGCCAAGAUUCAGGAUAAGGAGGGCAUUCCCCCGGACCAGCAGAGGCUCAUCUUUGCCGGCAAGCAGCUCGAGGAUGGCCGCACCCUGGCGGAUUACAACAUUCAGAAGGAGUCUACUCUUCACCUCGUGCUGAGGCUUAGGGGAGGCAUGCAGAUCUUUGUUAAGACCCUCACCGGGAAGACCAUUACCUUGGAGGUGGAGAGCUCGGACACGAUCGACAAUGUCAAGGCGAAGAUCCAGGAGAAGGAGGGGAUUCCACCGGAUCAGCAGAGGCUCAUCUUCGCUGGGAAGCAGCUGGAGGACGGGCGCACCCUGGCAGAUUACAACAUUCAGAAGGAAUCCACCCUUCACCUGGUGCUCCGCCUCCGCGGUGGUCGCUAAACCGUUUGGCUUGUUUGUGUCCGAUGCUUUGGUUGUCAUCGUCGUUCCGUCUGUCGUUGGCAUGCAUGCAAGUCCGUCCAGAAAGUGGAAUAAGCGUUCGUGAAAUGUCUCUCGUGUCUGUGCGUUGUUUGCUUUGUCAUUUCAAUAAUUACUUGUGGCUAUGGUUGUGUUCAGUGGUAUUAUUGUAUCAACCCAAGUGAACAAUGUGUAUUUUGUCUAA
Molecule: messenger RNA, 1982 nt
Organism: Musa acuminata AAA Group (dessert banana)
Lineage: Eukaryota; Viridiplantae; Streptophyta; Magnoliopsida; Zingiberales; Musaceae
Product: polyubiquitin-like
Exons: 2
Coding region: 92-1762 (556 amino acids)
Biological process (GO): modification-dependent protein catabolic process; protein ubiquitination
Cellular component (GO): cytoplasm; nucleus
Molecular function (GO): protein tag activity; ubiquitin protein ligase binding
Source: RefSeq, a predicted model, not a curated record